AUGGAGCAAUAUUUGAACGACAGCCCUGCUGAUCUUAACGCACCAUACAACGGAAGUUGUGGAGUUGGCGGUAACAACGGAACUAACGACAAUCAACGAGGUAAUAUCAAUCGUCCAAUCCAAUAUAAUAACAAUUUCCUCCCAGUUGGUAAUGGGGGAGAGCAGUGUCUUGGACCUACAAACCAAUUUGCUGAUAACUAUAAUAAUUUGGAUACUGCUACAGACCCACUCAACAACUUUGACAUUACAAACUUACAAAACAAUACGGACCCAGAUUUUGACUUUAACUUGGGGUACGGAGCUAUAGGAGGACCAGGCACAGGCGCACCACUGACCGGGAAUUCUAAUCCGGUGUUGAGUGAGAAUGAAUAUUUGUCUCCAGAUUCCGGUAACAACUUUAGUAUUCCAACCUCAAAUAAAUUGGGUUCAUCUUUAGGUAAUGAUACUCCUUUUAUGGCUGUCGGAUAUGAUAAUCAAGGCUUGGGAUCAAACCAAUAUAAUGGCCAGGUUUCACCUCAACUUGGAGGUAUACCUAUGCCUACUGGGAAUAUCUAUGAUAAUUCAUCUUCGUUUACUGGUACUCAUGGAGACUUUGGAGGAAUGAGUGCUGCCAAUACUUUAGAUGGGCUUGUUUCUCCUGAUAAUAACCAAAUUGCACCUGACCCAUACUUGCACUUUUCCCCUUCUCAAAGAAUCCCCUUCAAGCUGGAAAAUACUACUAGAUUAGGUCCUACUGCUAUCCCAACUCAACAACUGGACUUGUUGAAUCAAGGCUACUUAUCUCCACAUCAGCAUGGAUUUUUUUCUCCCCCAGGUGCCAAUAGCGUUCUCUCUGGAAAUGAUAAUUCAUAUGACACACUCAGAUCACCUAAUACCAACCCCAACUAUCUUUAUUCGCCUAAAAAUAAGCCCAUGGCCAUGGCUAUUCCACAAACUAGCACUAGCACCCCCAAUACUAAUCAAUUAUUAUCGCCGCCAGGGAAUUCUCAAUUGAGUACUUCGGUUCCAUCUAAUAGUGCUGCCAAAUCUCCUCCUCCCCGGGACAUCCCUACUAAGUUGUUAACUGAUGAGGAAAAGAUUAAGAGAAGAAAGGAAUUCCAUAAUGCAGUUGAAAGGCGUAGGAGAGACUUGAUCAAACAACGGAUAAAGGAAUUAGAUGCUAUUGUUCCUCCAAGUUUAUUGAAUCCACAACUGUGUGCUUUACAGGCAAUGGCGAUAAAUAGAAAUCUCAAGACUAAGGAAUUGACAGAACUUGCAGCGACUAUGAAAGUUAAGGAAACCAAGGCCAACAAGAAUACCAUUUUAUCAAAGUCUGUCGUUUAUAUGUCACACUUGAAAUAUGUUUUGGAAGAGCAAGUCAAGGCAAGAAAGAAGUUGGAGGAAGAAAUUGCUUUAUUGGAAGGUGAAUCUGAUCAAGGUAGGCGAAGUGAAGGUCAAUCAUCAAGAGAAAGUGUACCUCAAAUGUCGCAAACACAACCACUUCCACAACAACGACAACAACAACAACGUGUUUCUACACCCCCACGAUCAAUAAAACAAGAACAAUUCGAAAAUGAGCAACAGCAAUCUUGGAACACUACUGAGAACUCAUAUGAACAAAUCGCACUGAGUCAAGCACCACCACAACUAGAACAGUUUAUGACGAAUCAAGGCUUUGCUGGGGAGCUUCAGAACUUCGAUACUUCAAAUAACGGCAAUCAGUUCAACCCAGACGAUUUCUUUGCCUCAAAUGGAGACUUCAACAACAUAAUAUGA
Messenger RNA from Lizanozyma spartinae, 1755 nucleotides. RefSeq names its product Rtg3p (gene RTG3). NCBI's taxonomy places the organism in Eukaryota, Fungi, Ascomycota, Pichiomycetes, Serinales, Debaryomycetaceae. The coding region runs from base 1 to 1755 and encodes 584 amino acids. Gene Ontology annotation, biological process: regulation of transcription by RNA polymerase II. The record is from RefSeq and is a predicted model, not a curated record. The transcript has a single exon. Gene Ontology annotation, molecular function: RNA polymerase II cis-regulatory region sequence-specific DNA binding; protein dimerization activity; DNA-binding transcription factor activity, RNA polymerase II-specific.